AUGUAGUCCUCUAGUAGAAAUGUCAAAUUCAGUCUCCAUAUUUUAGUUCUGUACUUAUAUUUAGUAACAUCGUCAAAUUAACUGUCAAAUCCCUGUUUCCAAAUGUAAAGAAAUUAAGUAUACCCAAAUUCAAAAUUCAUGUUCCAUAUAAAAAAAAAAUGAAUAGGGUACCAGGAUCUACCACAUUACUGCUGCCCAGUAAUGUAUAUCCUAAAAGAAACGCCAGUCCGAAAAGACACAUCCAACAAAUAGUUAUAACACAAAGCACCACCACAUUCGCUCAAUCUGCUGCGCAUCAUCAGAAUAACCAACAUCGUCAGAAUCAUUUUAAUGUGCUUAAUUCCCUCGAAGGGACUCCAGAAAAGGAACAAACGGGAUUCCAUCUAAGAAGUCUAAAAGAUGGAUUCAUCAAUUCAGAUCCAUUUAAAAAAUACCAAAGGAAUUUGAAACGGUUUCAAUUCAAUCAAAAACCUGUACAAGAUCCUCCUCCUCUACACCCUCCAGAUGAGGAAUUGGUACAAGCUAAAUUAGUACCCGAUAUCCGAGAACCAGAUCCUGACAGUCGGCCUAUACAGCCAGCCUCCCACAAUUAUUAUGGAUCAAAUGAUUGCUCCGAUGAAGAUUAUUUUAAUACAGCAGAAAAUAUUCCCGUGCGUGACGUGGAAACAGUUCACCAAAAAAAUACUGCUUAUAUCCAAGAAAAGGACGAACGAAUUGACAACUAUCAGGAUAUCGAAACUGAGGCAUCGGAUAAUGAGUCUAUUUAUCCUGGAAAGGAAAUAUAUGACUCUCUAAAUUAUUCGGAUGGUGUAGACAGUGUCGUUGACGUUAAAAAUCAGUUAGAUAAUUGGUCAGAAAACCGUCCUAUGCAGAAAGCAAUAUCAGACAAUCAUUUUAACCGAAACAUGGUUCAAAUAGUUCAAAAAAAUACACCGUUUUAUCAAAUAGACGUUGUUCCUAAGUAUAGUCGUCCAACUGGAGAAAGUGGCAGUUCUUUUAAUCAUUUAACAACAAGUAGAAGAGAUCCCAUCACCAAGACUGCUGAGCCUAUUACUUCUAAUGAGCCACCGGAACAAGAAGAAUUGUCGAAUCUCGCGCCUUGCCGAUACUGUAAAAGAAAAUUUGCGAAAAAUCGUCUGAAAACGCACGAAGAGAUAUGCGAAAGAACGCUCAACAAGCAGAGAAACAAGUAUGAUGCUUUAAGGCACCGACUUAAAGGUACCGAUAUCGAGGUCUACAAAAAGGGAGAUACGGGUGAGACCAGGAAACAAGGAAGACAAGAUAUUGGAAGAAAAACGUCAUCCAGAUUUGGAAAUGCAGACACUUCUGUUCCGAAAAACAUAUCGUCUGGAACCCGAUCGAAACCCGAACAAAGCCAAUCCACCAAUAGGAAACCUCCUGCAAGAGCUAAUUCGACUUUAAAUAGUUCUAAAUCUUUUCAAGAAGAUAAAACUGAAAGAGGAAGGAAAGGAGAUGUAGGAAGAUCGGUGGUUACAAGUAGAAAAUCCUUUUCGAAAUUUGAAGAGGCACCAACUCCCAAGAACAAACUUGGAUCAAGACAAGCCUACACAGGAAGUCAGAUAGAAAUUACCAAAAAAUCGUCUGCAAAAGCUGCAAAUGCACAAUCACGUGGCGACAGAAUUGGAACCAGGGGAAGAGUAAACAGUGCACGUCAAUCUGAUGUAAACAGAAAACCUUCUGGAACUUUUGAAGAUACUCCUGCUUUGGUAUCUAAAUAUGGACCUCGACCAAAAGCAGGUACAGGUUCUCGUUCGAAUGUAACAAGGCCAUCGAAUUCCUUAUUUGAGGAUCCGCCUGUGGGUGACAAAUUUGAAAAUAGAGAUUUAAAUAAAAAGGGUUCGAAAAGCCCUACACGAUCUUUACCAACAUUAAAUAAAAACAAAAGAUAAAUGGAAGCAUUAUAAUUUAUGAAAAAUGAUGAUGAUCUUAUAUCUACUAAUAAUAAUUGUGAGUUUGCGUAAAUGUUUUUUGUUUGUAACUUGUAAAGAAAGUAUAAAAAGUGGCCUGUAUUUAUUUGUUAAAUAAAAUGUCUUGAUUGUUUA
This is a messenger RNA of Psylliodes chrysocephalus, 2063 nucleotides long. The record is from the annotation of a GenBank genome assembly. Lineage: Eukaryota; Metazoa; Arthropoda; Insecta; Coleoptera; Chrysomelidae.